AGAAUGCAUAGUAUUUACAUCACCCAGCCCAUGUCCCCGACGCUGAUAAUGUUGCGAAGGCAUUCAUCUCCGCAGAGGGCCCGAUGCGAUAUCCGAUUGUCCACUGACCUAGGCCCCCAAUAACCCGAGAUCACGCAUCCAUGAGUUGACGAAGUUCUUAUUCUGAGGACUGCUACACAUCGUUUGCGUUAUCAUUAUAUGACGAGAUGCCAUCAUUUCCAAUCGCAACCGCAGCGGACUGCCCGUUCCCGAUAGAGAACAUUCCGUUCGGUGUAUUCAGUACUGACGGCGAGAGCCCCAGAGCGGCCACGAUUGUUGGCAGCCACAUUCUCGAUCUCGCGUUUCUCGAAGCACAAGGACUUUUUAAAGCUGUCUUGAAGACGACAACGGCAGUAUUUGCACAGCCGACCUUAAACGCUUUCGCGCGCCAACCUCAAGACAAGCGAGCAGCGGUUAGGCAAGUUGUGAUCGAUCUUCUUUCAAAUGGCGCCUCUCCCUUGUUCGCCAACAGUCAGAUCAAUGCCGCCGCCUUCCAUGAUAGCGAUAAAGUGCAUCUACACCUUCCAAUGGAUAUCCCUGAAUUCACCGAUUUCAGUUGCUUUGAGGAGCAUGUAGGAAAUGCUUGCAAGAUGUCCGGUAUGCCGAUGCUCAAGAACUUCUAUCAUAGUCCGAUUGCGUACAAUGGCCGUGUGUCGUCCAUGGUGCCAAGUGGCACCAGUAUUCAUCGGCCCAAGGGCAUGUACAAGGAUGAGAGUGGGCAACCAAAGCUUUUGCCGUCGAUGCAGCUGGACUAUGAGCUUGAGCUAGGCAUUUUGAUCUCUAACCCUGUUCCAUACGGGCAGACCAUCACGGCGGAUCAGGCUCACAACCAUAUAUUCGGAUAUUCUAUCAUCAACGAUUGGUCCGCACGGGAUAUACAGAGCUACGAGAGCAUUCCGGCAGGUCCCUUCAAUUCUAAAUCGUUCGCGACCAGCAUGGCACCAUGGGUCAUCGUCCCCGAGGCUCUGCAAUGGGCGAAGGCAGCGCCUUUGAAUCAGAAGGACGGAGAGGUGCAGCCGCAUCUUCGACAUGAAAGCCUCGCAGAUACCAUCUACGAUAUCGAUUUUAAUGCAUAUCUGGGCAGAGCCGGAGCUGCGCCGCAGAAGGUUUCGACCACAAACCUCAAGCAUAGCUAUUUCAGUCUGGGCCAAAUGCUGUGCCAUCGUGCCAGCUCCGGCUGUGGCCUGAGGACGGCAGAGCUUGUCGCUACGGGCACAAUUUCAUCCCCAGAAAACGAAUGGAUAGACAAGUCUGUGGGACACAAUGCGAGUCUUUGGGAGCUCUCAUGGAACGGGAGCAAGGAAGUACCUGUGGUCGGGGGCCAAUUCAUCGGAGACAACGACACUGUAGUGUUUGACGGGUGGGCUACGGGCAAGAAUGGAAAGCGUAUUGGCUUCGGGUCGCUUGAGACGAAAGUUCUGCCAGCAGUCUAAGGAGAAUGAUGGACCAAGACGACGUAGCAACUAUCACCUCAUAGUUUCCUUGUGGAUCUAUUGUGACAUAGCAACUUGACUAC
This is a messenger RNA of Baudoinia panamericana UAMH 10762, 1555 nucleotides long. RefSeq lists its product as uncharacterized. Gene Ontology annotation, molecular function: fumarylacetoacetase activity. Lineage: Eukaryota; Fungi; Ascomycota; Dothideomycetes; Mycosphaerellales; Teratosphaeriaceae. The record is from RefSeq and is a predicted model, not a curated record. The transcript has 6 exons. Gene Ontology annotation, biological process: homogentisate catabolic process; L-phenylalanine catabolic process; L-tyrosine catabolic process. The coding region runs from base 207 to 1472 and encodes 421 amino acids.